AAAGGCGGGGGUCGAAGUGGUGGUGACAAUUGGGAGAGGGUGACGAGAGCACUAGAGAAGGCAUGUGGUACCACGAUGGGAACCCGAAUAAGAAUGGAUAAGAAGGCUCCAAAAGCCAGGCAGUACGUGAAGCCUUUGUCCCCUGGAAAGUCAGACUGGGAAACUGCGUUGUCGGAAUUUAAUACCGUAAUUGGAAGAGACGCUGAAAUUAGAGCUGGAAAAACUAUUCAGGGAAGUGUUUGGGAUACUUUGAAAUCUUCGCUACAAAAGAUUCAACGAGGAGAAAAACCGCCCAAAGGUUUUAGUUUGAUUCAUUCAAUGACAGUUGAAGGACAGGAAUGGUCGGUGAGUGUGCGAAGCAGCAGCGAUAAAAGGCCCACGAUGGAGUUUUAUCGAAAAGGUAUCAAAGGCAAAAUGCACGAUAAAUGCAUCAAGAUUCGUUUUGGCGGCAAACAGUCGUAAGGAGAGCAAACAUUAAUCAUAACUCAUAUUAAAUGCAUGCAGAUCUGCAAUUAGGCCAGAAAUGUGUCACCAAAUUCGAGCCGCCUUAAUCGACGUUGAUCAGUCUGAAUAAUACAAUAGACGUUGAUCAGUCCGAAUAAUACAAUAGACGUUGAUCAGUCUGAAUAAUACAAUAGACGUUGAUCAGUCCGAAUAAUACAAUAGACGUUGAUCAGUCUGAAUAAUACAAUAGACGUUGAUCAGUCUGAAUAAUACAAUAGACGUUGAUCAGUCUGAAUAAUGCAAUAGACGUUGAUCAGUCUGAAUAAUACAAUAGACGUUGAUCAGUCCGAAUAAUACAAUAGACGUUGAUCAGUCUGAAUAAUACAAUAGACGUUGAUCAGUCUGAAUAAUACAAUAGACGUUGAUCAGUCUGAAUAAUACAAUAGACGUUGAUCAGUCUGAAUAAUACAAUAGACGUUGAUCAGUCCGAAUAAUACAAUAGACGUUGAUCAGUCUGAAUAAUACAAUAGACGUUGAUCAGUCUGAAUUGCGAAGCCUAGCAAGUAAACACUGAUGCGUUUUGUGUACUCUAUAUUUAAACCGAAUUCGACGUAAAAACACUAAUUUUUACCGUAUUAUACUGCAUAGUUAUGAUCAAAUCAUUUAGUGUCGAAUGACAAUCACCAACAAGCUAUGAGAAAAUUUAAACACCAUUUGCUUUCGACUUAAAAGGCGAUUAUACUUUGAGUUAGACAUGUGCACUUAACUUUUUAUAUUUUUAUAUCAA
Messenger RNA from Dendronephthya gigantea, 1231 nucleotides. RefSeq lists its product as uncharacterized. The transcript is spliced from 2 exons. The record is from RefSeq and is a predicted model, not a curated record. Bases 76 to 462 code for a protein of 128 amino acids. Lineage: Eukaryota; Metazoa; Cnidaria; Anthozoa; Malacalcyonacea; Nephtheidae.